AUGAGCACACUGAACGCGUACUUCGGGACCCCGAGUGCUCAGAAGCAGUUCCGUGAAUGGUAUCCCACGGGCACAGAGGCAGUGGAGGGGAAGGCCAAGGCAGGGAUUCAAGAGGAGAAGAGCAACCAGAACGAGCACAGCAAGCACUCUCCGAAAUCUCUCAUCAUUGCCGGACCCUCGGGAGUGGGCAAAGGAACUCUGAUCGAGAAGCUCAAGAGCGAGUUCGCCAACGUGUUCGGGUUCAGUGUAAGUCACACCACGCGGGGGAUGAGGCCGGGGGAGGAGAACGGGGUGCAUUACCAUUUCAGCGAGCGGCAGGCCAUGGAGGAGGAGAUUGAGAAGGGGAACUUCAUUGAGCAUGCGGAGGUACAUGGCAAUCUGUACGGCACUUCCAAGGCCUCCGUCAUAGACGUGACGAAGCAGGGUAAGAUUUGCAUCUUGGACAUCGACGUGCAGGGCUGUCGGUUGGUGAGGAGAGCGAAACUGGAUGGUGUCUUCGUGUUCAUCGCUCCUCCCUCCAUGGAGGAUCUCGAGAGCCGGCUGAGAGGACGGGGGACAGAGACUGAAGAGAAGAUCCUGAAGCGGCUGGAAGGAGCCAAGGCAGAGAUGGAGGCCAAGGACGAGCCAGGUCUCUUCGACCAUCAAGUUGUGAACGACAACCUGGACAACGCCUACCAGAAGCUGAAGGAGAUCAUUCAAGAAGAGUUGGCUGCUGUCCUCGCUCUCCAAGAAGGACCCAGCGCAAGGCGGCGAGCGGCAGUCCCACACAAGCCGACUGUCGUCUUUGUCCUUGGAGGUCCUGGAGCCGGCAAAGGAACCCAGUGUGCGAACAUCGUCAAGGAGUUUGGAUGGGAGGGCAAGAUUGUCCCUGUGGAAAUCACCAUCCAACUGCUACUGAAAGCCAUGGAGAAGGCGGAGACGAAGCGUUUCUUGAUCGAUGGGUUUCCGAGAAGUCAGGACAAUCGAGAGGCGUUCGUUGCCUUCUGCCUGGCGUACGAGUGUCCCGAAGACCUGCUGGAGCAGCGACUGCUGAAGCGCGGGGAGACGAGCGGGAGGGCGGACGACAACAUGGAGUCGAUCAAGAAGCGUUUCACGGCCUUUCAGACUCAGACUGUCCCCGUCCUUGAGGUGUUCGAGAAGAGGAAUAUGCUGGUCAAGAUGUCGUCGGUGUGGCAAGACACAAAGAAGCUCUUCGAGUGA
This is a messenger RNA of Guillardia theta CCMP2712, 1200 nucleotides long. RefSeq lists its product as hypothetical. The record is from RefSeq and is a predicted model, not a curated record. NCBI's taxonomy places the organism in Eukaryota, Cryptophyceae, Pyrenomonadales, Geminigeraceae. The transcript has 8 exons. Gene Ontology annotation, biological process: purine nucleotide metabolic process. Gene Ontology annotation, molecular function: GMP kinase activity; ATP binding. The coding region runs from base 1 to 1200 and encodes 399 amino acids. Gene Ontology annotation, cellular component: cytosol.